GCGGCGGGCGGAGGAGAGGAGAGGAGAGGAGGCGGGGAGGGGACGGCGCGGCGGGAUGGAGGGGCUCAUCCCGCUCGUCAACCGGCUGCAGGACGCCUUCGCGGCGCUGGGCCAGAGCUGCCUGCUCGACCUGCCGCAGAUCGCGGUGGUGGGCGGGCAGAGCGCCGGCAAGAGCUCCGUGCUGGAGAACUGCGUCUCCAGGGAUUUUCUUCCACGAGGUUCUGGAAUUGUAACAAGACGACCAUUGGUCCUGCAACUCAUCACUGCCAAAACAGAGUAUGCUGAAUUUCUACACUGCAAAGGGAGGAAGUUUACUGAUUUUGACGAAGUUCGUCAGGAAAUUGAAGUAGAAACAGAUAGAAUAACAGGAGUGAACAAAGGCAUUUCUUCAAUUCCUAUCAAUUUAAGGAUAUAUUCUCCACAUGUAUUAAGCCUGACUCUUAUUGAUUUGCCGGGAAUCACUAAAGUGCCAGUAGGGGAUCAGCCUCCAGAUAUUGAGCAACAGAUCAGAGACAUGAUAAUGCAGUUCAUCUCUCGAGAAAACUGUCUGAUACUGGCUGUGACUCCAGCUAACACUGAUCUGGCCAACUCAGAUGCACUGAAGUUAGCUAAGGAAGUAGACCCUCAAGGCCUUAGGACCAUUGGUGUGAUCACAAAAUUGGAUCUGAUGGAUGAAGGAACAGAUGCAAGAGAAAUUCUAGAGAACAAACUACUCCCUCUUCGUAGAGGUUAUAUUGGUGUUGUAAACAGAAGCCAGAAAGACAUUGAUGGGAAGAAGGACAUAAAGGCAGCUCUUCUAGCAGAAAGGAAAUUCUUCCUUUCUCACCCAGCGUAUAGGCACAUGGCAGAUCGGAUGGGAACACCUUAUCUCCAAAAAGUUCUAAACCAGCAACUUACCAAUCAUAUUCGGGAUACCCUGCCAGCCUUCAGAAGCAAACUCCAGAGCCAGCUGCUUUCCAUAGAACAUGAAGUAGAGGUAUACAAAAACUUCAGACCAGAAGAUCCAACCAGAAAAACGAAAGCCCUGUUGCAGAUGGUACAACAGUUUUCAGUGGACUUUGAAAAAAGAAUCGAAGGAUCAGGAGAUCAGGUUGAUACACUAGAACUUUCAGGAGGUGCCAAAAUCAAUCGUAUUUUCCAUGAACGUUUCCCUUUUGAACUAGUGAAGAUGGAAUUCAAUGAAAAGGAACUGCGGAGAGAAAUAAGUUAUGCCAUCAAGAACAUACAUGGUAUCAGAACAGGUUUGUUUACUCCAGAUAUGGCGUUUGAAGCCAUUGUUAAAAAACAGAUAGUCAAGCUGAAAGGACCUUGCUUAAAAAGUGUGGAUCUGGUGAUGCAAGAGUUAAUCAACACUGUCAAGAAGUGCACUAAAAAGUUGGCAACAUAUCCAAGGUUGUGUGAGGAAACAGAAAGAAUUGUUGCCGGCUACAUUCGUGAAAGAGAAGAGAAGACCAAGGAUCAGGUGCUGCUGCUGAUUGAUAUCCAGGUUUCUUACAUCAACACCAACCACGAAGACUUCAUUGGCUUUGCAAAUGCCCAACAAAGAAGCAGUCAGGUUAACAAAAGUGCAGUGGGAAAUCAGGGAACCAAUCUACCGCCUUCAAGGCAAAUUGUCAUCCGGAAAGGCUGGCUGACCAUCAACAAUAUUGGCAUCAUGAAAGGAGGAUCCAAGGAAUACUGGUUCGUUCUAACUGCAGAAAGCUUGUCCUGGUAUAAAGAUGAUGAGGAAAAAGAGAAGAAGUAUAUGCUUCCUUUGGACAAUUUGAAAGUACGAGAUGUUGAAAAGAGCUUCAUGUCUAGCAAACAUAUCUUUGCAUUGUUUAACACAGAACAGAGGAAUGUUUACAAGGAUUACCGUUUCCUUGAGCUAGCCUGUGACUCCCAAGAGGAGGUGGAUAGCUGGAAGGCAUCUCUGCUACGAGCCGGUGUCUAUCCUGAUAAAUCCUCAACUGAAAACGAUGAGAAUGGCCAAGCAGACAAUUUUUCAAUGGACCCCCAGCUGGAGAGACAGGUGGAGACAAUUCGAAAUCUUGUGGACUCCUACAUGUCUAUUAUCAACAAAUGUAUCCGAGAUUUGAUACCAAAAACAAUCAUGCAUCUUAUGAUCAAUAAUGUAAAAGAAUUUAUCAACGCAGAACUCCUGGCUCACUUGUAUUCUUCUGAGGACCAAAACACUCUGAUGGAGGAGUCAGCCGAACAGGCGCAGAGGCGAGAUGAAAUGCUCCGCAUGUACCAAGCACUAAAGGAAGCCCUAGCAAUCAUUGGCGAUAUUAGCACUAGCACUGUCUCAACCCCUGCACCCCCUCCCGUAGAUGACUCUUGGCUUCAGCAGGCCCGCAGAUCACCUCCUCCAAGUCCCUCAACUCAGAGGAGACCUACAUUAAACAAUCCCCCAACCAGACCUUUACCUGGCCGAGGACCUGCUCCUGCAAUCCCAUCCCCAGGCCCUCAGUCGGGGGCUCCCCCGGUCCCGUUCCGCCCAGGACCCCUGCCUCUGUUUCCGAGUGGCGGUGAAGCCCUUGGAGGACCUCCCCAGGUUCCCUCACGGCCGACGCGGGCUCCUCCCAGCGUCCCAAGUCGAAGACCACCUCCUUCACCUACUCGGCCCACUGUAAUUCGUCCAUUAGAUUCAUCCCUGUUAGACUAAAAGAAGCUUCUGGCAUGUCAUUCAUUGUUAACCAAAUAUGUGGAAACAAAUUGCUUGAUAACUGUUGCAAUAACCAAUGUAUAGUCGCAUGUAUGGACAUCUAUAGGCAAGUAACCAAUUUUACUGAUAUACUCUCUGUCCAUUCUGCAUUGUUUAUGAUGUCUUAAAUGUUUUGGGAAGGUCUGUGCUGCCUUGACUUUUCCUUUUGCAAUAGCUGAUGUUAGCUAACUUACUGACACGUCUUCACCCAGGCAACUGUGCUCAUAGUCCUGUACAGCAAAUGGAGGGCUUGACUUUGUGUGUGUUUGUGCACGUGUUGAUUUGAUCUGCUGCUUUUUUUCCUCUUAUCUGAAAGGAAUCUUGCUUUUAUUUGUACCUUUCAGGUUUUCUGUCGUUUGGAAUUAUACAGUUACGCCCAUUUUCUCUUUUAAUGGCUAAACUGGGCAAAGAAAAACAAUGUGAGUUCUUACCAAGCUCUUCUGAAGGCCCCACGCUUCCAUGUCUCUCUUGCAAGAAGCUUGCUGGUUGGCUGCUUCUCCUAUAAUUUCUCCUUAUCCAAAGUCUAGUUUUUAUGGAAUGCUGUUAAACAAGAAGUGUGUGUAUGGGAUAAUGCGUGUUUUACUUUAUUUCCACAUUUUGGCAGCUGACAUGCAAAGUUGGUUGGGUGGUUGGUAACGACCAGGCUGUGGUGUCCCAGCUUGCAGGGCUCAGCGUGGAGCCAUCUCACCCUGCAGCAAGGAUGUGAAAGGGCAGUUGGAAGAGCCAGUACACGACAGAGCAGCGUGUGCCAGCUCGCUUUGUCCUCUGCUGGUGCUUGCUCACAUUCGCACUCCCACUGAACUCAUGGGAAGCCUUGGGUGUAUGUGACUGCAUGUAAUACGUAUAAAUGUACUGCGUGGCGGGAUCCAGAGCACCGACCGUUGCUUUUGGUCAUUUUGUGAAACAGAAGGAGAUGUAGAUACAGAUAUAGAUAUAUGCACAGCUGUGAAUGGGCUACCGCUCCUCUGCCCACUGUGUGAGCCAAUUCACAGAGCUAUGGCCUAGAUUUACAUCUGAGCUUUCUACGGGUCUGGUUUGGAUUUGAGAUAUUUGCUCACACCAGUCAAUAAAGUUCCACUAUGCCCCCUAUAUAAAGAUUUUCUCUUUGCAUCACUUGAAGUCCUGCACACCUCGGAUUAGGGUCACUUUAUCCAACUAGGUACUGAGAAGUGCUCAGCUGUUUAUCCUGGCAAUGGAUUAUUUUAGCAGAUGUUCACUUGCAGAGGUCCUCUCUGCCUGUUGUUUUGCACGUUAUAUAUUAAUGCGUUAUAAAAACCUUUUGUCUUAAUUGCAUUACUUCACCUUAAACACUUAGGGUCAGUGUCAGCCUUAUAGCUUCAAACUUACUGAGUUAACAGAAUUAAACUAGAGAUGAAUUUGGCCUUGUUUCUUCAGAAAAUAUUAAUUGCUGUUAUUACAAUUAUGGUUACAGAUCCCUAGGCAAAGCAAUUGGUGGUUUCAAAGGCCCUCAGUAUAAUCAGUCUAAUAAAUUCACUUAUUGAGACUGCAUGUAGGGCACCAGUAUGCUGUAGCCCCAUGGUUAGGAAAAAUCCAAUCAAAGAGCCACAAUAAAUGGGGAUUUAGCCCGUUAAGUAUUCCCAGACUGCUGAUUAGUUGUGCUCACCACUGAAGCAAAUCGUGUUUCAGCUUGCGUAAGAGAGACGAGCUUGGGAAAGCAUCAUGAUUUGUAUGUUAGCUUAACUUUAAUUUCCUGUCAACCUUAUACUUGUGAUACACACCUGGGGAGUCUAGAGGUCAAAUUCUGAAGCACAGUGAAGACGGAGUUUGUCAGAGCACCGGCAUCUUGGUGAUCUCAGAAGACUGCUUAAGUGGCCAGUGUUUGUUUGGAGAACAGGCUCAGAUCUCCAACACCAAGUACACAGGACCAGCUUUCAAGGAAAAAAAAAAGGUUGCAAACCCAACUACAGUCAUAUUGAUUUUUACUACAAAAAAAGAAAACAUAUUUUGAUGAUUUUUCUUGUGUUCUACACAGUUUUCCACUGUGUAGUGCUCUCUGCUGUAACAUGCAGUGCAUCUAUUAGAUGUAUUUUUAUAAAUAGCUAUAGUAGUCCAUGCUGUUGCCUAGCCAGCAAACCUGUAUAUAGUUUAUCAGAACCUCCGUUACUGACUGGCAGCUGCCUGCUGAUGGAAAGCCAGGCGUAGCGCUUCAGCCACAGAAGGCCAAUUUAACCCCAAAUUUUGAUAUUCAUUCAGUGAUACUGCAAGGCCAUGGUCUGGGUUUAUCCCACUAUACCCCAAGCACUCGACUUAGUUGUCCAAGGUCCCCUUUGUUCAGUGGAAAGAGGCAGCACCUCCAGAAGGCGAUUCAGACCGGUGUGGCUGCAUCAGAGACAAGGGUGGUAAUGCCGGUAAAUUAGGAGCCUCAAUUAGAUGACAUAGAUCCUGGCCUAAAAACAUGUUUUUAAAUCCUCUGUACUUGAGAGUCCUUAAUUUACUUUAAUGACUGUUUCUGUCAAGCAUAAGGAAGUAGGUAGAACAAUUCAGCACUGUCCUUAACUGUGUCCCCCAAGAAAUUGUAUUUCUCAGCAGUAAUCCUGAAUUGUAAAUGAAGCUCUCAAGGGUGGAUUUACCCGAAAGACGAGGAGGAGGAGGCAGUGAGGCGCCUGUGGCCCCACUGUCAGCACCAUCUGGUUCUGCGCUCAAUGUUGAGGUCGUGGGACACAGCUGCACAGCCCCCCUUCCUCUGCAUCCUCAUUCAGAUCACAUCUAAAUCUGGCCCUGUGCCCUAAAUGCAACACUUUUAGGUGUGCAGGUUAAUAAUUAACCUUGACCACAGAACCAGAGUUUGAUGGCUUUACCUCUAACUUCUUGCAUAUACGCUUUUCAGAAUAAACUACGUAGAAUUGAUGUUUCUGGGAAAAAUGCUAAGUGCUUCCCAAGAAAUUGCCACAUCCAAUUGAGUAAGUACUGUCCUCCCAACCUCAGCCCGUUUCCUCCUGCUGUACAGCGCCUGGAACGGGUUUAUCCCGCUUGCUCCUGAUGCUGGCGAGUCGUGUCUCUCCCGUCCUUUGUUCUCAAAGGAGCAGCCUUGACAGCAGCUCGCUCCGUGCCUGAAGGACAGCAGGACAAG
Messenger RNA from Harpia harpyja (harpy eagle), 5777 nucleotides. It is a transcript of the gene DNM3, whose product is annotated as dynamin 3. Bases 56 to 2647 code for a protein of 863 amino acids. Lineage: Eukaryota; Metazoa; Chordata; Aves; Accipitriformes; Accipitridae. The transcript has 21 exons. Gene Ontology annotation, cellular component: microtubule; membrane; cytoplasm. The record is from RefSeq and is a predicted model, not a curated record. Gene Ontology annotation, molecular function: GTPase activity; GTP binding; microtubule binding.